This is a messenger RNA of Hibiscus syriacus, 776 nucleotides long. RefSeq names its product homeobox-leucine zipper protein ATHB-40-like. The transcript is spliced from 3 exons. Gene Ontology annotation, biological process: positive regulation of DNA-templated transcription. The record is from RefSeq and is a predicted model, not a curated record. Bases 38 to 673 code for a protein of 211 amino acids. Gene Ontology annotation, molecular function: sequence-specific DNA binding; DNA-binding transcription factor activity, RNA polymerase II-specific. Gene Ontology annotation, cellular component: nucleus. NCBI's taxonomy places the organism in Eukaryota, Viridiplantae, Streptophyta, Magnoliopsida, Malvales, Malvaceae.
GAUCAAAAGACGUGAGGAAGUUUGAAAGAAAGAGAGAAUGAGCGAAGAUUAUCAAGGGAUGAUGACAACCCAAACGAAUGGACAUCAACAUCUUAUCUACCCUGGAUUAUACACUCAAAUCGCAGCACACCAAGGGGAACCGAAGGCUCGACGGCGGAGGAGGAAGACCAAGGGAGGAGAAAACAGCCGGUGUGGAGGGGCUAGAAAAAGGAAGCUUACACAGGAACAAGUUGAUCUUCUUGAACAGAACUUUGGGAAUGAACAUAAACUAGAGUCGGAAAGGAAAGACCGAAUCUCAUCGGAGCUGGGACUUGAUCCUCGCCAGGUUGCUGUUUGGUUCCAAAACCGAAAAGCUCGUUGGAAGAACAAGAAGAUGGAGGAAGAGUACAACAAGCUCAAAUCACUUCAUGAAACUGCUGUUCUCGACAAAUGCCGCCUUGAAUCCCAGGUUGUAAAGCUGAAGGAACAACUGAGCGAGGCGGAGAAGGAAAUCCGGAAGCUGGGGGAACGAAUAGAAGGGGUUUGGAGUAAUAAUAGUUCAAGCUCGUCCGUACUGUCAAUGGAAGCCAAUAUUGGUCCAUCUUUUCAAGGGGAAUUUGGGUACGAUGAUGUUUUCUACAUUGGGGAAGACAGUUAUAUUCUUGGCACGGAGUGGGUGAAUCUUUACGCGUAAUAAUAUUAGUGGCUACAGUAGAUAUGGAUAAUUAUGGGCACCCAAAUCACUUAAUGUAAUUAACUCUCAACAUGCCUUCUAAUGGAGAUGAUUUAGUGAAGUA